AAGCGUUAGAGACGGAUCAGCGGGUUUUCUUUUGUUGCUGCUCACAGGAGACUCGGAGACAUCAUGCACGACUUUCCCGUCCUCUUUACCGCCGUAUGUUUGGGGUUUUUCCUGAGUGAAGCGCCUGGGGUUAGAGCUGAACCCCUGUACGAUGAUUUCCUCCGGGAUAUUUUAGCUGUCUACGGUGAGAACCGGUUAUUAGACGUUAACGCGGUUAAUACUUUGCUGGAAGCCGUCUCUCUGGGAAAACCGGCGGGUCUGGACACCCGCAGUGCGCAUGCGCAGUGUGGAUCUGCAGAGGAGAUUCUUGAUAUCUACGGUCUUAGUAACCUGACGCAUCUAGACAACCGGCAUCUGAUAACCAUCUGCCCUGCCCUCCUGAACAGAGCGGUACUUCCACCCUGUCCUCUACAAGCAGCUGAGCCUGGACUACACAUAGAGCCCUAUGUAUGGGGUUAUGGUUUCCUGGCUGUUACCAUCAUCAACCUGGCCUCCCUCCUGGGUCUCAUCCUCAUUCCCUUCACCAAGAAACCAUACUUCCCCAAGGUGCUCACGUACUUCAUCGGGCUGGCCAUCGGGACACUCUUCUCCAACGCUGUGCUGCAGCUCAUUCCUGAGGCUCUGGGAUUCGACCCCAAAAAGGAUAACUACAUCUUGAAUGCUAUUGGGAUCUUCGGUGGAUUUUAUCUGCUCUUCUUUACUGAAAAGGUCCUAAAGAUGCUCCUAAAAACUGACCAAGAGCAUGGUCACAGUCAUUUCAGUCCUCCUGAGGUUCCUCAGCAGAACGGAGCAGCUGUCAUCACCGUCACCAGCUUCAGCAUCCCGAGCAGCGACAAAAGCAGCUUGACUUCAGAAGCUACAGUGGAGCAGACGCUGCCAUCUCAGGGUUGCUGCGGGAAGCUGGCACAUGUGAAGACGCUGGCGUGGAUGAUCACGCUCAGCGACGCUCUUCAUAACUUCAUCGACGGCCUGGCCAUCGGAGCGUCCUUCACCGUCUCCGUCCUCACCGGCUUCAGCACCUCCAUCGCCAUCGUGUGUGAGGAGUUCCCUCAUGAGCUCGGUGACUUUGUGAUUCUACUGAACGCGGGGAUGAGCAUCCGCCAAGCUGCGCUGUUUAACUUAAUAUCAGCCAUGUCAUGUUACUUGGGCCUGGUGUUGGGGGUCCUGGUGGGCAGCACUUUCGCACCCAACGUCAUAUUUGCCCUGGCUGGAGGAAUGUUUCUCUACAUCGCCCUCGCUGAUAUGUUCCCGGAGAUGAACGCCAUUGCUAAGGAGGAGCAGCAGCAGAGUGGCAAGACAAAUUGGGUGAUCUUUUUCAUUCAGAACGCUGGGCUCCUCAGUGGGUUCGCCAUCAUCCUCCUCAUCACCAUGUUCGCUGGAGACAUUAACCUGGGCUGACCUUUUGACUAUACACCACUAAGUGCCUUAUUCCUUAAAAAACACACACACAAAAGCAACAUUGAUUGUAAAAAUACACUAGGACUGAUCAUGAACUAACACUUUUGUACAGCAACUAGAUUCCUCAGCGUGAGCAUAUUUUGAAUGACCAAAAAAUUCAAAGCAAAAGAUGAUUAUAACUUUUUUUGUAUAUUGUUUUAAUCAAUAGUAAAAUUUAUUCUCUAAUCAACUUUAUUUUUUUAAUACAUCAUUUUCUCAUUUAAACUAUUUCACACAGCUGGGUGUAGUGUCAGUAUAUUCCAUGAAGGAUUGAAUCCUUAGAACAACUGGCUUCCCAAAGCAUUGUUAUUUUAUAUAUUUAAUUCCUUUUUUAAGAAAAUAAAGCACUAUUUAAAAAACAUUGUGCAAUAAACUGAGAAAGAAAUGUCAGUAAGUAUGAGCCUCCAAUCAGAGUGGAUUAGAAAUUCAAGAUCAAUGACAGGGAUCGGUAAAUCCAUGCAGAAAAUCUGGGCAGCUGGGAAAUACCAGCUAUUACAGCCGGGGGUGGGGGGAGAUUAGUCAAUGCUGGAACCAUUACUCAAUAUCAGCAGCCAAAGAGUUGUAAGUCAAUACCAACAACCAAUUAGCCAAUUAAAUGAACCUGCCUUAAAUGGAUGGAGUAGGGAAUUGGGCAAUACCAACAGCCAAUCAGGGGACUUGAUUUAUAACUACAGCCAGUGAGAAGGAUGAGUAAAUGACAUACGCCAAUGAAGGGGAUCAUUCAAUAUUUUUGAAAAUUAAGUAGAUCUGCUAAAAUUAGCAGCUAAUCAGGGGAAAUUGACUGGUACCUGAAGCCAAUGAGAGGGAUCAGUCAAAAGUAUUAACCAAUAAUAGGCCAAUAUCAUGAGCUAAUCC
Messenger RNA from Clarias gariepinus (North African catfish), 2292 nucleotides. RefSeq names its product metal cation symporter ZIP8. Gene Ontology annotation, biological process: intracellular zinc ion homeostasis; zinc ion import across plasma membrane. Gene Ontology annotation, cellular component: membrane. Gene Ontology annotation, molecular function: zinc ion transmembrane transporter activity. The record is from RefSeq and is a predicted model, not a curated record. The transcript is spliced from 8 exons. Bases 64 to 1398 code for a protein of 444 amino acids. NCBI's taxonomy places the organism in Eukaryota, Metazoa, Chordata, Actinopteri, Siluriformes, Clariidae.